Molecule: messenger RNA, 2648 nt
Organism: Drosophila subobscura
Lineage: Eukaryota; Metazoa; Arthropoda; Insecta; Diptera; Drosophilidae
Gene: Nup107
Product: nuclear pore complex protein Nup107
Exons: 2
Coding region: 72-2594 (840 amino acids)
Biological process (GO): protein import into nucleus; mRNA export from nucleus; post-transcriptional tethering of RNA polymerase II gene DNA at nuclear periphery
Cellular component (GO): nuclear pore outer ring; nuclear pore
Molecular function (GO): structural constituent of nuclear pore
Source: RefSeq, a predicted model, not a curated record
UCCGCUAUCACACCAAUUGCCCGGCAUUUUAUCAGCGUGUAAAAAAAAAAUAACAAUAAAUACAAUCGACCAUGGCCGACAGCCUAUUCCAAAUGAGUCGUAGUGGAUUGCUGCGAACGAGUGUAAAUAGCUCUAGUCUACAACCGACACUUUCCCGAUCGCUGCGAAACGUAAACAAUGUGUCCGCAUUGAGUGAAACACUGAUGGAUCCCGAUGACUCGAACCGGGGCAGGAGCCGCAUGGAUGUCCUGUUUCCACAAUUCUUUGACAUUCUGCAAGCGCACAACAACGAGUCGGAGACCUUCGAGGUUUUGCUCAGCUUGUCCAUGGCGUGCAAGAAGGUCGUAGAGGAACUGCAGCUGGAAAUAGAGCGCGGAAUGGGAGGAGAACAGGGCGCAGCGCACAGACGGGCCAGCAUCAGUUGGCUUAAGCAGGAGAUCGACACUUGGCGCCUGCUCCACGGCAUCUACUUUGAUCGAAUAUUGCUACAGACGGACAACCAAGCCGACUUUGAAAUGCAGGAAGGUCCCGCUCUUGGAGGCAGCGAGAAAAUGGUCAUCUCUCAGCUGUAUGCCAUCAAUUCCACCCUGAGGGAGUACCAGUUGGUUGUUGACUGGCUGGAGGCCUGCUACGAUCGCACGGAUGCAGAGAAUUUGCUACACUGCCACGACCGUAUGAUGGCCUGGGAGAACACGCUCUUCCAGCUGGAGAAUCUCCAAGGAGCUGCCUUUGGGAAGAAGCACGAAAUAGUCAAGAGCUUGGAUCCUGAUGCUCCAGUGAGGGAGAAGCUCUCACUGCACGCUCUCGACGAGGAGGACAACAUGAGACUGGGCCGCGCCAUUUUCGGUGCCAUCAGGCGAGGACGUAUCGAUGAUGCUCUGAAGUUGUGCAAACACUACGGCCAGACGUGGAAAGCUGCCAUUCUGGAAGGGUGGCGCCUCCAUGAGGAUCCCAACUAUGAGAUGGGUGGAUCGCUGGUCAACGAGAAGCUACCCAUUGAGGGCAAUCCUCGUCGCGAUGUGUGGAAGAGGUGUGCGUGGCGUGUCGCCGAUUCCAAGAGCUACGACGAGUUCACACGCGCCACAGCUGGCGUCUUCGCGGGACACUUGAGUUCGUUGAAGGCGCUGCUGCACAACGAUUGGCAUGAUCUGUUGUGGGCCCACAUCAAGGUGCAAAUUGACAUUCGUGUGGAGUCGGAGAUACGGGAAUGCUGCACAAAACGCUAUCAGGACAUGCCCGAGGACUAUUGGAACGGAAAAAUGACACUGGAGCAAAUAUUCGACGAACUAAAUGUGGCCAAAGACGUGUCCGUGAAAGACUUUGCCAAGGGACAGCUGGGCAUCAUCCAGCGUCAUCUCAUUCUUGACACUUGUGGCGAACUGCUCCAGCACAUGGUGCGCUGGCUGGAGACGGAUGCCAGCCAGCUGUCGUCUCACCAGCUGCGCUUUAUGGCCCACAUUGUUCUGUUUCUGCGGCAGAUUGGUCGUGUCGAAAACGAAAAGCAUGCGGAAAAAAUCAUUGCCUCUUACGUGGAGUCGUUGCUCGCACGUGGAGAUGCCCUGCUUAUAGCCUACUAUGCUGCAGCUCUGUCCAACCGUCUCCAAGUGAAACUCUACUCGCAGUUCCUCGAGAAAGUUGAGCAGAAACGAGCACGGGAGCUGGCCAUUGACGCUGCGCUGCAAGCCGGCUUGGACUUGGAGCAGAUCACGCGCCUCACUGUGGAAAAUAUACGAAACACUCAGCAUCCACUGGGGGAGUUUGGGGCACCGCAUGCAGGAGAAAUAUCAGCUCCGGAUCAGUUUAAGAUCUCCGCUCUGGAGUGGCUCAUCUUCCUGCCGGAACAGAGGAGCGAAGUGCUCUGGCAAGCAUGUGCCAUGAUGCGCAUUUACUUGGCAUCGAACAAGAUCGAGUGCAUGCGCAAAACAUUCCUGAUGGUGCCCAGCGAUGUGGUCACCAGUCUGGCUGGCACCUUCGGCUCCUUGGACAAUCUGCCGCCGCGCGAAGAGUGCAGCUUGAAGGAAUAUCUUUGCUACAAAGUGUACCUUGCGGGCGUUGACAGCUUCAUCGAGUGGAACCGCCGACACCAAAAUCCUCCGCAAAAGCCGACUUCGAUCGCUGCAAUUACCAGCCAGGAUAACUUCACGGAGCGCCUGGUGAGCGAGCAAAAGGAGCAAAACUAUCGCAAUGAGUUGGAGAGAUGGGAGCAGAAGGUCAAGGAGCAGGCAAAGCAGACCACGGAAGCCUUGUACAAUAUUUUGUUGUUCCCGGAAAAGGGUUGGCUGGUGGAUCCCUUUAUCUCGAAGGAGCCGGAGAAUGCUGCACAGCUCAAUUGGGAGAACAGACUGUUGCAGAUGGAAAAGCUGCGCUCCCUUUGCCUGCCUGAGGUCACCAUGCUCCUGCACGAAGUUAUGUCCAAGUCGGGAGACCUUGUGGGCUGUGUGCGCCUGGCGGAUGAAAUAUCCAGCGAGCAUCGGCAGCUGUAUAAGGUCUACACCAAGCACAAGAUGGCCGAGCUGCUCGCCAAGAUUGCCGACACUUCACUGGAGUUGCUUAAUACGAAACAGGAUCCCUGGGGCUACCCCUUCACUGCCUAGAAAUGUGGAUUUAAUUUUUGUUUUUUGCGAUGUAAAUCUAAUUUUUAAAGUUUA